Molecule: messenger RNA, 4268 nt
Organism: Pelobates fuscus (common spadefoot toad)
Lineage: Eukaryota; Metazoa; Chordata; Amphibia; Anura; Pelobatidae
Gene: TBKBP1
Product: TBK1 binding protein 1
Exons: 9
Coding region: 350-2068 (572 amino acids)
Biological process (GO): canonical NF-kappaB signal transduction
Cellular component (GO): cytoplasm
Source: RefSeq, a predicted model, not a curated record
UGGGAAGAGGAGGAGGGUGCAUGGUGAUACAGCAGGACAAUACCAGGCACAGAAUAACAUACCAAGGGGACACAGUGCGCUAUCCUAUUCAUUGUUGAGAGACACUAUGUCCGGCCCAUAACCCCAGCUCCAUCUCCAAGCUGGACUCAGGCCUCCAGCCUCCAUCUGUGCCAUAGAACCCUGCGGGGUGGGUGGCCCGGCCGGACAGCCUCACAAGUGUUUGCAGGAAGCUGAGAUCCGCGGGGCACCCAGAGCUGCCGUCCCCGCCUCCGCAGGAACACUGCCGGCCGCAGCGGGCGCCCAGGGCACAGGGAUCCAAGCCGGCCGGCUCCUCGCCCUGCUCGACCCCAUGGACUCCGUGUUCGGCGAUGAUAUCAGCAUCAUCGCCCAGGAGACACUGGCCCAGGGGGAGGAGGAGGAAGAGGAGGAGGACUGGGUGGACAGCCCAAACACUGACCAGUCUGGGGACAUGUGCUCCGCAUCGCACUUCGCCCUCAUUACUGCAUACGGCGAUAUCAAAGAACGUCUGAGUGUUCUGGAGCGAGAGAACGCGACGCUGCGGCGGAGACUUAAAGUGUAUGAGAUCAAGUAUCCUAUUAUCUCAGAGUUUGUGGAUGAUCAGAACUUUUCUCCAUAUGACUCCAAAGAAAAUUCACUGCUAAGGACGGAGGACUCACAACAUGAGCUUCAGGAGAACCAGGAGAAGGAGGAACAGUUGGGAGAGAUGGUAAGAGCGUGUGAAAAAAUGUGUGCUGAAAGAAGUGAGCUGCACGAGGAGCUAAGCGAAAUGAAGGGUCUCGUUCUGACCCAUGUGGCACAUAUUCAGUCGCUGGAGCAGCAAUUGCAGAUGUGCAAUGAGCCACAUCCAUUUCCGGGCUCUGCUUUGUCGGAUCCUGACAUGCAGUACUUGUCACUACAUCGUGGACCAGACAUGUCACAUGUUCUAGAACACCAAAUGAGCUGGCAAGCCCCCCGUAGUCUGGACCUGCAGCAAGACAUUGGAGCCCAGCGGCGAGAUGCAGAGCUUGAGGAGGCCAGGAGGGAUCUACAGAACGCUCAGCGUAGAGAGAAACAACUAAAGGAAGAUAUCCUGCAUCUUGAAGAAGAGCUGAAACAGCUACAGGAGGCACGGGAGCAGGAGCUGGUGACAGGACAGACGCAGCGUGAGAUGGCUUGGCUAAAGGAGGUUGGAGAUGACCAGGUGAACCUGGCAUUGGCCUAUACUGAGCUGACAGAGGAACUGUACCGUCUAAGAGACUUGACAGCCCUACAAAGCCGGAUUCUACGGGAAUUGUUGGAGGAUCAGGCAGGUCAAAGACAAUCUCCUCCUCUCCGUCAUUCCCCUUGCCCACUUCGCCACUCUCCCUCUUCUCUCCGUCACUCUCCAUCUUCACAGCGACGUUCCCCUGUUCCUCAGUGCCCAUCCCCAGUCCUCCAGAGGAGGUCCCCUGUGCCCCAGUCACCAGCCCACCAGCGUCUUUCUCCAGUGCCCCCUUCUUCUCCUUCUCGACGAUCCCCGGUUCCCACUUCCUGCCCUUCUCCAGGUAUUGCUGAGGCCUCAUACCCUAAGCCACCCACCCACCAGGCAAAAGCAUCCUUCCAAGCACGCAGAAGUUAUUCUGAGAUUAGCGAGACCACCCUUUACCCACGUGCACCACGCUCCCUCUGGAUGCCAAUAGGCACUGCCACCCUUCCCAAGCAGCGCUCCUACAAUGAGGGAUAUGCUGGCAGCCCUCCUACUGUACCUUGCUUUCAAGACCCCCCGCAGCAAUCCUCUGACGAGGAUGAGUGGAGUCCCCCAUCACCCCCAAGUCCGGAGCCUGGAGCUGUGCGCUGUGCAUCGUUUUGUGCUGGGUUUCCCAUCCCUGAUACGACCAACAGGAGAAUGUCAGCAUCGUAUUCCCGUGCAGAACAUGCACAGUCCUGGCCCUCCAUCAAUCUGCUGAUGGAAACCAUGGACUCGGAGGUUAGGAGUUGUCCUCUCUGCCAGCUUGCCUUCCCCGUCGGCUACCCAGACGACGUUCUCAUCAAACACAUUGAUUCCCACUUGGAAAACAGCAAAAUCUAAAAUGUAGUCAACAGGUAACUCUCUAGGCAUUGUGGAACUAUGUCUUCCAUGAUACUUUGUCAUCCUUUGGCAAAGCAUCACUGGAGAUGUACACGGAGAGAAACAUAUUUUCCAAUCCUUGGUGUAGAUCCUUUCUCUUGAUUUGAGAUGCCCCACCUAAAUAUGCAGACUCUUCUUCCUGGGAUGUGAGCAGCUACAAUUACACUAGCACAGACACUGACCACAAUAAUGCUACACAGUAUAGCCUGAUUAUGUAUACAAUGAUGUUGAGUACAACACUCUAUAGUGAUCCUGUGUAUGUGCACUAAUCUUGAACACACAUUGCUGUAAUAUACCAAGUACCAACAUACGGAUAACUACCAUGCCACGCUUUACUGUGAUCGAGUACCUCUGUACACUGUACACAUGUUGCUAUAUAAUGAUUCUGAGUAUCUCUAUAUUAUGAUAGUGAAACUAUUGUAGGGUAUAUUGAUACUGAAAAUCUACAUAUACUGUUAAAAAAACUGCAUUAAUGACUCAGAGUGCCUCUUAACAAUAAUGCACACAGUGCACUGUACAGUGAUUUUGAGUAUCUCUAUACACGAACAAUGAAAGUGCUGUGCUGUUUAAGUAUGUGGAGAAUCUCUGUACACUGAUCAUGAAUGCCCUGCACUGUAUGAGUGUCUUGUAGCUCGAUGCAUCCUCCAUGCUCUCAAAUGUAUUCUCUUUUUUUCAUUCACACUAUCCUAAAUCUUGGGAAGGAAAAGGGUCUAUCCUGUGCCUGCCUCACUGUUCCUUAGCUUCUAAUUUUUAAGGGGUGGGAUAACAGACAUCUCAGAGUGGCAAUCUAUGGCAAUCAUGUGACCUCGGGGAGCCUGACCUUCCAAUUCCAUAAAUUGGACUCAGUUGAUUCCACCACUUCCUACUUUUGUGGCGGCCAUUUUGAAAGCAGAAUGAGGAUGCACCUGGACAAAAAUUGGUGGACAGUAGAGACAAAUGCGAUGAAAAGACUUUAUAACAAAAUAGUGAAUGUGCAAUUAAAAGGACUAACUGCACCCUGCACCUGUUACCCCCUCGAUGCCAGACCAACCUGCAGUGCAUUGCUGAGAAAGUAUUCCAUAGCAUGCAGUAAAUGUCUUCACUGGGUUCUGGUAUGCAGGGGGUUAAACAAAAAGCUUCCUGAUGGGAGUCACCUCUCUAAUGUGUUAUACCUCAGCCCCUAACUCAUGUCUAUUAUAUUCCUAUAUACAUACAUAUAUGUUUAAAUAUAUAUGUGUGUAUAUACACUGAAACUGCAUAAUAAUGUCUGUAUUCUUGGCUCUGCUGGUCUAAUGUCUUCCCACAAUGUAUGUUCCAGAGCCGCUGUGAGCCCGAGCGGCCUGCAGAGUAAUGCUCUGAGCAAUGUGUUCUUUGCAUGAAACAGACCUGAUAUUCUGCAUGACACAGAUGUUCUGCUCUGCUCUGCAGUGCACUACUUGCUGUUCUCCCUUGCAGUUAUUUGUGUUACGUAUUGCCUUGUGAUAUACCACAUAAUACUCCAUUUGUGUGACACAGAAAUGCUGAUCUGUAGGACAUGUUGCUGUUUACUGCUGUCACAUGCUACCGAGCACACUAUAAAGUUCAGCUGCGCCAAGUAACAUGCUGCUCUGCAGGUCAUGGUAUUGUGCAAAGCAUAACAUGCAGCAUAUUAGAAAACUGUUCUCUGAGUCCAUGUGACAUAUCUGCAGAGCUUUGUAUGAUAUGCAGCUGAGCAUAAAGUACUGAUCUGCAAUACAAUGUGACAUGUUAUUCUGUGGUUCAGUAUAACAUGGUGCUCGGCAUUACUUUGUGAUGAGCUUCUCAGAACGCUAUGUUGCUGUGCAGUAUGAUACAAAACUAUAAAGUGUUCCUAAGUGCUAUGAAACAAAAAUAUAACAUUCUAUGUUAAAGUGUUGUGUGACCUGCACGGUAUACACCGCCUUGUAAAUCAAUGUGACGCACUGCUCUGCACAAUACACUGCUCUGUAUUCCUAUGUGACAUGGUGCUCUGCAUAAUACACAACACUGCUGUGCUGUGUAGUAUCCUGAUGUGUGAAGUAUGCUACUUUGUAGUCCUGUGAGAUCGGCUGUUCUGCUGUCUUACAGGACAUGCUGCUCUGCAGACCCAUAAAACAUGCUGCUCUGCAGGCCGCUCAUUUCCUCUCACAGGUCUUUGCAUAUUUCUGUCCAGUGUAAAUUAAUA